This is a messenger RNA of Orcinus orca (killer whale), 6903 nucleotides long. It is a transcript of the gene KLHL36, whose product is annotated as kelch like family member 36. The transcript has 4 exons. Gene Ontology annotation, molecular function: cullin family protein binding. NCBI's taxonomy places the organism in Eukaryota, Metazoa, Chordata, Mammalia, Artiodactyla, Delphinidae. The record is from RefSeq and is a predicted model, not a curated record. Bases 5117 to 6748 code for a protein of 543 amino acids.
UCCGCGUCCACCUCCACGACGCUGCUUCCCGGAGCGCUGCGGUCGGGCACGUUCAGGGUCGAAACCCGGGGAAGGAGCCGGGAGAGGAGGCUCCGUGGGGACCCUCCCGUCCGGACGCGGCCUCGGUUCCCGUGUUUACUAAAAGACCUUUUACGCCUCACUGGGGAUCGCCACCGUCCCUGCGUGUGGCCUUGACCCCUCACCUGCUUGCAGAAAGCGCAGGAGGCAGCUAAUAUCCACACUCCUGUAGCAGUGAGCCCCAGACCACUUUCCCGCAGACGAAAGGGAGCCUCCACAAGGGGAUACUCUCUUUAGAAAUCUUGGCCUAGAAAAGAAAGCUCUUAGCACUAAAGGCAGACCUGAGCCCUGGCUGGCUGCCUGCGGUGGUGCAGACUGUCUGCUGUGUGACCUUGGGCGGGGCCGCACGGCCACCUGAGCCUGGGUGUCAGAAACGAUGGUGGCACCUGUCUCAGAGGGUGAAGGUGAAACAAGGAAGUCAGGGGUGAGCAGCAGGUUGGAUGCUGGUGUCCUUCUCUUCCCUCUCUGAGCCCCCCAGCAUCCUAGGAGCAGACAGAAAGGACAGGGGUGGGGACAGCUGGUCUUUGUCACAAAGUUGCUAGUUUGUCGAGAGAAAUCUCGUUGUCCCUUCCUUCCCCCCAGGGAGCUGGCAGGGUGCACUGUGCCUGGAUUUGUCCCCCCAUCCUCCGUGGGAGCGCUGGAGCCCCCUCUGUGUGUCCCUGAUUAUCUUGACACAGAGCUGACUCCUUGUCACGUUGUUCCUUUUUAGCAAAGGCUGUGUGUUCAGUAGGUAACAGAUUGACUCUUUUCAACUCCCCUAGCAGCGGGAAGAAUUCCUCCUUAAACCCUCAGUCCCAGUAUGCGACUUGUGCCCAUAUUGCUAGCUUAAUCCUUCCUCUGUGUGCCCCCCAUCCUCCAAGGUCCCCCAAAGCCUGGCUCUGUGCUGUUAGUGGGUUGCUUGACUUUUCAAAGCUGGAAGAAACCUUAACAUCCCCUGAUGCACCAGCCCAGUCCGUAGAUUAAACUGUGAAGUCUACAGAGGUUAAGUUGCUUGGUCAAGUUUAUCCUGCAUGUUCCAGCCGGGGCAUGGGCUCCCCCUGCAGAGGUUUCCUGCCUGUGGGCAUUUUUUUAAUGGUCAAGUGAAAUAGCCCAGGGAUUGAGAGCAGGAAAGCCUCCUUAGGUCUCCUUCUUCCUGUGUGUGACGCUGGGCAAGUUACUUCCCCUCACUGCCAUCAGCUUCUUCCUUUAUAAACUGAGGAUAAUAAUAGUGCUGUCCUGGUGGGCUUGUUGUGGGGUUAAAUCAGUGAGACACAGAAAACACGUAAGACAGUGCCUGUGUCUAGAAUGUCUUUUAUACUUGGUAGUCAUCACUGCAUCAUAUCCUUAACUUCAUGAAAUUUUAAAAGUAUGAGAUUCUUAAAGAUUAGGCCACAUUCAACCAGGCAUCCCAGUGAAGGGCCCAUGUCUGUCCAGUUUUGAAGCCGGACAGACUCAGGUUUGAUUCCCAGCCAUUCACUAGCUUUGUGACCUUGAGCUCAAUAUCCUCAUCGAUAAAAUGGGUUAAGUGACAUCAGCCCAGCCAGAUAGUUGUGGGAGUUUAAUGAGAUAGCACAUGUCAGCUUGGUUCCAGGGUCACAGUCUGGGUUCUGAAAUGAUAACUGUUGUCAUUAUAAUCUUGAUCUCUCGAAAAGGCCUAAUUCAGCUCAAGCAUCCAAAGGUAGGUACUUGUAGGAGGUGGGCUAAAAGACGUGAUGAGGUGAAAAAGGAACACUUAUUAAAUGUUCUAUCUGAUUCUAACCCUCUGAUUUUUCCAGCUCUCGGAGUAAGGGAGUUCUUUGUAGUACAGUUUUUUCUCCCUCUUUCCUCCAUGUGACUGUUUCGCUCUUGCUGUCACUGAUACCUGCCAGCAGAGCCUGCAAUUCAUGAAUGACCUCGAGUUAUUACUACACGCUCAGAAGUCCUGUUCUUGUCGCAGGGCUGCGAUCUUGUUUAUGAUGGAGGGAAGCCGGCAGACGCGAGUGUCUCGGCCGUCCAAGAUCAGCGAAUCCUCAAAGACAUUGAACACACCCAGUUAAAGAACAUUAUCAAACCCUUCCAGCCCCUACAAUCAAGACAGCCACUCGCCCAGCUUCCAGCCCUGCAGUUUUGCCUGCCCUUGAACUUAUAUACAUGGAGUCGGGGUGGGUCCCCUGGGUGCCUGGCUCGUUACUCUUGUCACCCUGCCUCUGAGGUUCAGCCUGGUUGCUGCACGUGCGGGUAGAUCGUGCCCUUCUCGGAGCGGUGGAGUCUUCCAUUGUGUGGCGGCCGCUGUUCAUUUAUCUGCUCUAAAAUGUGUUGAUCCACUUUGAUGCUGAAUUCUUUUUUAUUUUUUAAUUAUUUAUUUAGUUUGUUUAUUUAUUUGGCCAUGCCGCGCAGCUUGCAGGAUCUUAGUUCCCCGACCGGGGAUCGAACCCGUGCCCCCUGUGGUAGAAUCACGGAGUCCUAACCACUGGACCGCCAGGGAAGUCCCUGAGCUCUUUUCUAAUAUAAGAUACCCCAUACCUGCUUUCCGCCCAGUGUUAGAUCCUGAGUUUCUUCACCUGAUUAAGGUGCUAAAGUAGGAAACAAAGGAAUGAACAGGGUUAAUACCACUGGAGAAUGUUGCAGGUCGGAGUUUCUAAAUUACAUGAAAUGUUGCAACUCAGUUACUGAUGCCAGUUUAACGUUGGGAAGUCACGUUUGUCUGUUUUUAGUUCUGGUCUCUGCUGCUGUACUAAAUAACCAGAAAUGGGCUGUAGUCAAGACCCAGGUAAAGAAUUAAACGUGCCCAUUUAGCCUGGAGACCCAGCUGUGGAAACAGUGGCUGCCGUCUCCCCUGCCCUGGCUCGCUGCAGCAGGUGGCUCCCCUGGUAGCUGUCAUCUGGGGCUCUCCCCAGUCCCCGCCCCUCCCCAGGGCUGUUUCCCUUUUCACGCGGUAGCCUGGGGGCGUGUGUGCCCCUUUUUAAGCGGGGUAAUUCCAGCACCCUCACCAGCUUGGAAACAACCAGGAGCCCGGGGUGGGCUGACAGCCCACCUGAUGCCCCUCACUUGCUUCUCUAGGACACUAGCCUUCACUGUUACUCGGUAGCUUGCCGCUGUAGUGCCUUUUUCAUUGCCUUCCUUCAGUCCGCACCCAAGAGGGGCCCCAAGCCAAUAUGUGUUGAAGCCCAGACCAGGCCAGCCUGGCUCUCUCUGAAUAACCAGGAUAGAGGGAGAUACCUGUGUAUGUGGACCUUCAGGAAACCAUCCUGUAAUGUAAGGUAGGAGAGCUUGGCUCUGUAAACUGGGAAGGGAAGGAAGCUUUAGGGAACGUCUGUUUGGUACCCUCAGAAUGUGAGGACAUUGCCCGAGCCUGUUGCACAGACAGAGCGAUUGAUGUGGGAAUUGGCCGGACGGGGAAGAACCACGGGAAAUAAAGUGCCCCGAUUACUAAUGCAUCGGAGGCGGUAAGGAGCAGAUUUGGAAGGGAAGAAAAAACCACCCCCCUGCCGUAGGACACAUGUUGAGAAGUAACCCAGAAGGACCAGUGCACCAGUCACCCAGCUGCUCACACCUGCUGAGCCCUCACCCUCACCCACCUGUCUUCCUUUCCACCACCACUUCCCCUCGGGCUUAACGCCUGCCCCGCCCCUUUCCGCAGUCCUCCCUGAAUCGCCCUGCUACCUAGUUGGUAUUUCUGAAUGGUCUGUUUCCCAUAUGUUGAAUUUUUUUGUUGUUUUUAUAGGGAAUAAAUAAAGCGGUGUGAAAUACCCUAAUUAGUCCUUCCAGGGCAUAGAAACCGUUGUCCGGGUCUGAUUUUUCUUUGCAUCUUCAAAAGCCCAGGGCAGGCAGAUAACAGUCAAGCAAUGUCCACCUACCUGAAUUUAUUGAAUUAAUUCCUAUUAACUAUUCAUAUUAAUAGAUUCGUUAAUUCCAGUGUAGCGUGGUGAUUAAAGGUUUGGGCUCUGGGAUCAGACCUAGGUUCAAAUCCCAGCCCCGCCCCUCAGUCCCUGUGGGACUUUGGGCAAGUUCCUUAGUCUCUCUGAAGCUCACUUUUCCUCCUCUGGAAUAAGGGGGUUACAACUGACGUUCCGUUGGAGGGUUCCUGGGAUGCUCAAAUGAGAGUGUGCAGGCGAGUGCACAGUGCGGUCUGCGGCACAUACAGCUCCUGGGAAAAGACAGCGUUCCUGCAGUUUACAUACAUUUUCUGGCAAUGACUGUUGAAGCCGUGUCUCUGAAAGUAAGAUUCCCCAGAGCACGUUAGUCUGGAUAUAUUGCAGUCUCUGGGACCCUCUAGCUCCCUGCACUGGUCUCUGUAGCAUAGCUGUCGGCACCGCGACUCCGUGGGAACUGACGGUCACAGCUGCUGACUUUGCUCCCGCUGUCCCCGGGCCAGCUCUGCGCUAUGUUCUGGCUCAUGACCCCUCCCCCGCACCAAACCUGGGGAGAGCAGGAGCCGAGGCUCAGAGGCUGCUCGGGACUCCCCCGGGCCACACAGCUGCAGAGCAGUGGCACUGGGGUUCCACCGGCUCCUGUCCGCCUUGAGAGGGCACGCCCCAGGCAGCUGCACCUCCCGAUAGGACAGCGUUUCCGACCCCGUGUGCCGUGACCCACACACACUAAGGAGGAAAGAGAGACAGGGAAGGAAGGAAGCUUUGGGGAAUCCUGUUUACAAAGAAGGAGAGAGGGAAAACGAAACAAAGGGAAAAAGAAAGAUUGAGUUAAAAUUUUUAUUUGUAAAGAAGGGAGGAAAUAUACAAACACAUAUGCACACGUACAGGGAAACACCCUGACUUUCUGCGAGGUGCUCUGACACCUUGUUGCCUGUUCUCUCAUUCCACUGUAUGUCAGUGCUGGUCGCGUAGCGCUAGCUGGGCCGCUGCGGUGUGGGGGCGGGUUGACGGCCCCCUCCCCUCCUGACGCGCGCUCUCCACCGCCACCGCAGGCGUACCGCUGGGCCGACCACUCAAGCACGGUGCUGCAGCGGCUGAACGAGCAGCGCCUGCGCGGCCUCUUCUGCGACGUGGUCCUGGUGGCCGACGAGCAGCGCGUGCCAGCCCACCGCAACCUGCUGGCAGUGUGCAGCGACUACUUCAACUCCAUGUUCACCCUCGGCAUGCGCGAGGCCUUCCAGAAGGAGGUGGAGCUGAUCGGCGCCUCCUACGUCGGGCUCAAGGCCGUGGUGGACUUCCUGUACGGCGGGGAGCUGGUGCUGGACGGUGGCAACAUCGACUACGUCCUGGAGACAGCCCACCUGCUGCAGAUCUGGACGGUGGUGGACUUCUGCUGCGAGUACCUGGAGCAGGAGGUGAGCGAGGACAAUUACCUGUACCUGCAGAAGCUGGCCUCCAUCUACAGCCUCAGGCGGCUGGACGCCUUCCUUGACGGCUUCAUCCUCAGCCGCUUCGGCACGCUGUCCUUCACGCCCGACUUCCUGCAGAACGUCUCCGUGCAGAAGCUGUGCGCCUACCUGGGCAGCAGCCAGGUGCAGCGGGAGUGCGAGCACGACCUGCUGCAGGCGGCCCUGCAGUGGCUGACGCAGCGGCCCGAGCGCGAGGCCCACGCCUACCAGGUGCUGGAGAACAUCCACUUCCCGCUCAUCCCCAAGAACGACCUGCUGCACCGCGUCAAGCCGGCCGUGUGCUCACUGCUGCCCCGCGAGGCCAACUGCGAGGGCUUCAUCGAGGAGGCCGUGCGCUACCACAACAGCCUGGCGGCCCAGCCGGUCAUGCAGACCAAGCGCACGGCCCUCCGCACCACCCAGGAGUGCCUGCUGUUUGUGGGCGGCGAGGUCUCCGAGCGGUGUCUGGAGCUCAGCGACGACACCUGCUACCUGGACGCCCAGAGCGAGCAGUGGGUCAAGGAGACGCCCCUGCCGGCCCGGCGGAGCCACCACUGCGUCGCCGUGCUGGGGGGGUUCAUCUUCAUCGCUGGCGGCAGCUUCUCGCGGGACAACGGAGGGGAUGCGGCAUCCAAUCUUCUUUAUAGGUAUGACCCCCGCUGUAAACAGUGGAUCAAGGUGGCCUCCAUGAACCAGCGCCGCGUGGAUUUCUACUUGGCCUCCAUCGAAGACAUGCUGGUGGCCGUCGGCGGCCGGAAUGAGAAUGGAGCUCUCUCGUCGGUAGAAACCUACAGUCCCAAGACCGACUCCUGGUCCUAUGUGGCCGGCUUGCCAAGGUUCACGUAUGGCCACGCGGGCACCAUCUACAAAGACUUCGUGUACAUCUCAGGGGGCCACGACUACCAGAUCGGCCCCUACCGCAAGAACCUGCUGUGCUACGACCACCGGACAGACGUGUGGGAAGAACGGCGGCCCAUGACCACGGCGCGUGGCUGGCACAGCAUGUGCAGCCUGGGGGACAGCAUCUACUCCAUCGGCGGCAGCGACGACAGCCUCGAGUCCAUGGAGCGCUUCGACGUGCUGGGCGUGGAGGCCUACAGCCCGCAGUGCAACCAGUGGACCCGCGUGGCACCACUGCUGCACGCCAAUAGCGAGUCGGGGGUGGCCGUGUGGGAGGGCCGCAUCUACAUCCUGGGCGGCUACAGCUGGGAGAACACGGCCUUCUCCAAGACGGUGCAGGUCUACGACCGCGAGAAGGACAAGUGGAGCAAGGGCACCGACCUGCCCAAGGCCAUCGCCGGCGUGUCCGCCUGCGUGUGUGCCCUGAAGCCACGGCUGGAGGACAAGAAGAAGAAGGGCAAGGGCAAGAGGCCGCAGGACCGCGGCCAGUGACGCCGCCGCCGCCGCCUACGGCGCGUCUGGAGACCAGCAGCCACUUGGUAGAAUCCCGGAACCAUUAUCAACGACUUAGCAGCUUUUUUUACUUUUAUGAUUCUUGGUAUUUCUAUGAUAUCACAGUAACCGAUUAAAUAUUCUGUAUGACUUGA